Molecule: messenger RNA, 4224 nt
Organism: Strongylocentrotus purpuratus (purple sea urchin)
Lineage: Eukaryota; Metazoa; Echinodermata; Echinoidea; Camarodonta; Strongylocentrotidae
Product: deleted in malignant brain tumors 1 protein
Exons: 8
Coding region: 92-3328 (1078 amino acids)
Cellular component (GO): membrane
Source: RefSeq, a predicted model, not a curated record
AGUAAGGACCAGGGACCAAGAAAUAGCUCCGAUAUUACAACUUUAUUUGCUGUCGAUCUUUUUGAAGUUGGUUUUGCGGACCAGAUAGACCAUGAUGGUCCCUCUUUUGAGCGCCCUCCUGGUGGCUCUUGUAGCCUCAUGUUGGGCUUCUUCACCCGAAGGCGCGAUACCAACGUUCAAUUUGGAAGAUGUCUCCCAACCGCCAGUCGCUGAUGGCAACGUACGUCUGGCUGAUGGACCAACAGAACUGGAAGGUCGUGUAGAGAUCUCCUACAAUGGCUCAUGGUUUGCAGUUUGCGAUUAUAUCUUCGGUAUUGAAGAAGCCGACGUGGUUUGCCGACAGCUAGGGUUUGAUGCAGCGAUUGCAUCCCGGUGUUGUUCACAGUAUGGAUACACCGAUCUCCCAGGGAUCCUCAACCAAGUCGAGUGCACCGGGUCGGAGGACAAUCUCUUGUCGUGCCCGCAUACUGAGGCAGGCUAUGGUAACUGCCGGAGCUACAGUCACGCUGGCGUCGUAUGCAGAAGAGAACUCACACCUUGCCCUCUCCCGGUUGGACCAACCAUUGAUUGGGACGCUGCGUAUCAAUGUAUAAACCCUUACUACCAACUAUUCAUGAAUAUAAACAACCCUCGGGUUCCUGGGGAGGUCUCUCCUUUCCUCACUAUAGCAAACCUCAUGGAUGCUGUCGGAGCCGUAUGGGAUUCUGACAGCCUGGUCCAAGGCAUGGGCUACUUCUGCCGAUUGGUAGCGCCACGGCAGCCGGCACCAGGCCCUGGUGUCUUCCGUGGUGUGUGCGACCCUGUGCUGACAGCUUUGUCCGAUGGAACUGACCUAGACGGCGAGCAAAUAUGUAGAUUCGUCUACUCAUUUGCAAUGCCCAGACCUUACACCGGAGCUCCCUACACACCUGAUACCAGCACUCCCUAUACACCAAGCACCGAAACUCCUCGGACACCUGGAGGAUUGUCCACUGAUUAUCCGAUCUCUUUUUCAUCCAUCGCUCCAUUCAUUUGCAUAUUUCCCAUUGAGUACCUAUCCUUUUCAGAAAGCCCUCCUUUAGGUGUCGAUGCCUUUCAAAACUUAGACAUCGUCACUCUCCUGACCCAAGCUGUCGAAAACGUGCUGAACAUUACCUCAUACGACGAGGACACUGUAUGCUCAGCUGUGGGUCACCUGACUAGCAGAGAAUACGCACCACGUGAUAUUGCCAUAGAUUUCAUGGCCGAACUAUUGGCAGACCUCUACCCAGUAGCUAAUGAGAUCUGCACAAAUUGGGACGACAUUGUCGAAACCAUUCUUUCAGAGUCCAGCAGCUACUUCUACAGCUUCGAUGUUGGAGUCAUGGUGGACGAAAUACCUGCCCUCAUUGCGCUUUUGACUGACUAUCCCGACAGGGAAACGCUUUGUCUUUCUAUCCGCACUGCGACUCUACUCGGUGAAGACGCCGUGUAUGCUUCCGCAAGAUCAUUGGUUGAAAGUAUAGUGAAUGUUCUGACGACUCAGGAAAAAUGCGUUUCUCUAAUCGACAGUACUCUGACUGUUAUCACUGAUACUUCAGAUGAGAUUACUCUCGAUGAUUUAGAACAGUAUUCCAUUCCAUUUUACACGGGAUUCGAUGAUGUACAAGAGAUUUGCCAGUACUUAGAGACAUCUUUCGGUCCUAGAUAUCCUCCACUUCAGGUCCGGCUUGUUGGUGGAGAGACCCCGAACGAAGGUCGAGUCGAAGUGCAGUACGCAGGCGAAUGGGGAACUGUCUGUGACGAUGGAUUCGACAAUGAUGACGCCAAAGUGGUGUGUCGGCAACUGGGUUACCGUGGUGAAGCCGUUAGUCUUGGUAACCAGAGACCUGGUACAGGUGAAAUCCUUCUGGACGAUGUCGGGUGCCUGGGGGUCGAGUCUAACAUCGGACAAUGCCCAAAUGCUGGGAUUACCGUCCAUAAUUGCGAUCACAAUGAGGAUGUCAGUGUGACCUGCAGCAUUGAAGUGACACCACAACCAUCUCCUCCAUCACAACCUUGGACAACGCCCUCUUCGACAGACAAUGGGUUCCUUCUCACCCGACUGGUUGGUGGCAGCACAGAGAACGAGGGACGUCUCGAAGUCUUCUAUCAAGGCCAUUGGGGAACAGUCUGUGAUGACUUUUGGAAUGCGCACAAUACGGAUGUUGCAUGUCGUUCUCUUGGCUUUCAGGGUGGCGAAAGCUUCUCCUGUUGCGCAGAGUACGGCGAAGGUGACGGUCUAAUCAUCCUUGAUGACGUUGACUGUACUGGAGAGGAAGAUAGCAUCGCGUCUUGCGGUAACGCUGGACCAUUCAAUCAUGACUGCACACAUAUAGAGGACAUCGGAAUCUCUUGUAUCCCAAAUGGUGCCGGCACUUCAGCCGUACGUCUUGUUGGUGGAAACAACGAAGCAGAGGGAAGGGUCGAAAUCAAUUAUAACGGAGUCUGGGGAACUAUCUGUGAUGACGAUUGGGAUAUCACCGAUGCCAAUGUUGUCUGCCGCAUGCUAGGAUUCCAGGGGACUUCUGGUGCUCCAGGAUCAGCUCAAUUCGGACAAGGCACUGGUCCCAUUCAACUAGAUAACGUUGGCUGUUCAGGAGAUGAGGAAACUAUCUUUGACUGUGAACACCCUGGUUUUGGUGCUCACAAUUGUGGUCAUUAUGAAGAUGCCGGAGUAGUUUGCAUUGCUUCAGCAGGUACAGAUGUACGUCUGGUUGGUGGAAGCAACGAAGCAGAAGGAACGGUUGAAAUUCAGCAUAACGGAGUCUGGGGAACUAUCUGUGAUGACUCAUGGGGUAUCGAGGAUGCCGAUGUUGUCUGCCACAUGCUAGGAUUUCAGAGCGCUUCUUCGGCUCCAGGUUUAGCUCGAUUUGGACAAGGCACUGGUCCUAUUCAACUAGAUGAGGUUAGCUGUUCAGGAGAUGAGCAGACUAUAUUUGACUGUGCACACCAUGCUUUCGGUGUUCACGAUUGUACUCAUUAUGAGGAUGCCGGGGUAGUUUGCGUUGAUACAUCAGCUGUGCGUCUGGUUGGUGGAAGCAACGAAGCAGAGGGAAGAGUUGAAAUCCAGUAUAACGGAGUCUGGGGAACUAUCUGUGAUGACGAUUGGGAUAUCAACGAUGCCAGUGUUGUCUGCCGCAUGCUAGGUUUCCAGGGGGCUUCUGGAGCUCCAGGAUCAGCUCAAUUCGGACAAGGCACUGGUCCCAUUCAACUAGAUGACGUUGGAUGUUCAGGAGAUGAGCAGACUAUCUUUGAUUGUGCAUACCCUGCUUUCGGUGUUCACAAUUGUGGUCAUUAUGAAGAUGCUGGCGUUAUUUGCAUUGCUUAAGCGGUUAAAUAGUCAGUUUCGGCGGAAUUCCGAAAGUAAAAAAGGGUUACAUGUUGUUUUCCCAAAAUACAUAAUUCCGGAGGUUCCUUACUCUGUAGGUUCGUAGUGCUAACGUUUUAUUUCUCUGAUCGAUCCCCAUUCUGUAGGUUUGUAAUUCUGAGAGUGCAAUAGGGUAAUCAUAAUUUAGAACGUUCGUAAUUCAGAAAAUGGCAUAGUACCCUGUAUCGUCAUAGGAAUGGUAAACCCAUUUUUUCAUUAAUUAUGACCCCUCUGAUUUGUGUAAUUUGUGCUUGGAAUAACAAAGCUUCUCUAAUCGGGGCCUCCAUUUACCGUCCCGUCUUUACCCAUAAGUAACAGUUUCAAGUCCCCUUUGACGAGAUUGAGUAAAACAGAACAAUUACUAACAUUGAAACACAUUAUUGAUGGCAUAAAUAUACCAAUGGUUCUUUUUUAUGUUAAAGUAGCAAACGUUUCAUUAUAAUAGGUUUAUUCGUACUUUGGUAUGUUAAAGGGCUUUUACAUCUUUGGAAAAAAAACAUUCGGGUUUAAUGGUUUUCAAUUAUGCGCGGUUAGAGAUGAAUUCUCAUGUGCGGUGAGGGAUUAAUUUUCAUGUAAACUUUAAAAAUAUUUAGUUGGCUACGGGUAUGAAAUGUGCGACCUCAUUUAGAUCGAAAGUGAUAACAAAUAUCUCUGAAAGGGAAAUCAUACAUCCAUGGCAAACUACUAUAGAAGAAGGCAGAAUAAUCAGGAAGCAUACUGGUGAAAGUUUGAACGAAAUCAGACAAAAAUAUUUUAAAUGCUAUCACUACAGGUAUAGACUCUUCAAAGUGACUAUAUCGGUGUCGUGUUAACCCUAAUAAGGCCGGGGGCAUCAUGCCCCCCCACCCCCCCCCCCC